Ceraceosorus bombacis is the source of this 3711-nucleotide messenger RNA. Lineage: Eukaryota; Fungi; Basidiomycota; Exobasidiomycetes; Ceraceosorales; Ceraceosoraceae. The record is from the annotation of a GenBank genome assembly.
AUGUUGACAGCGAGGCAAUCGUACUUGCCGGUCCCAGGCAGCGCUACUCCUGGUGCCUCCAACUUAUUAUCCCGCUUGAUACCCAGACGAAGAAGCUUGCUUUGCACAAUCAUCCUCGUGUUUUUCUUUGCAAAUGUCUUCUUGUGGGGACCCGAUUUUGCGGGAGAGGAGCGAAUGCAGAGGUGGGGCGUAGACCGUGAGUGUUUUUGCUGCGAUUGUCACAUAUCAGGGCGUCCCGACUUCCAACGUUUGGCGGCCGCUGCUGAGAUCGCUCAACUCCGUUUCCUUGCAGAUUGGUCAGACUCGAUGCGCCCCUGGCUCGGACAUAAGCCGCCGCCGGGCUCCGGUAAAGAAGUUGGCUUCCCUUCUGACCCAGUUGAAGAUGGCUCGCCCGCUCCUGUUAGUCCACUUGUCGUCGAUGACUUGGGAGGCUUGCCCCCUUCUGCAGAGUCAGACAAGCUCUACCUGGAGUCUAGCGCCUUUCCUCCGCAAUUAGCCAGCACCUUUACGGCUACCGAGUAUCCUGCUGGAUCAAAUCCGCAUAGAGGCGAAAUUCCUGCUCACCUGCUGAGCGUGCUCGAAGCGCGCAGCAAAGCAGAGCGGAAACGACCACCUCAUCCAGGUCAAGCCCCCUGGGAGCCCACUGGAGACGUCUGGAACACUUGGAACAGACCUGACAAUGGGAGCAGGAGCACUCGAGCUGAUGCGAUGCACCCUGCUCAGCAAGGGUUGGACGUGGAUUGGCGAGUGGGACCUUUCGCGGGUUGGAGGCCGCCUCUGGCCGAAUUAUCCAGCUUCUUAGAUUCCAAGCUUGGAAUCAAACCUCUACCGAGAGUGCAGCAUGCAUUCCAGGCGCCUCAUAGACACAGCGGUGUUGACAACGACGAAGCGCGAGAGACGCUCAUAGCGGAGAGGCAGAAGUUGGUCAAGGCUGCAUUCUUGCACGCCUGGGAAGGGUACAAGACGUACGCGUGGGGUCAUGACGAGCUCAAGCCGGUGAGCAAGAAGCCAAACGACAACUUCAAUGUGAGUGGGUACCAUGCAUCGCAGGAUGUUGCGCAGUGAUGCUCAAAUACAAGAUGUUUCCCACUCGUAGGGCUGGGGUGCUACAAUUGUCGACGCUUUGGGCACAUUACUCAUCAUGGAUCUACCUGAGGAGUACGAUCUAGCUCGACAGCACGUCCGGGACAUCGACUUUGGCCUCGUUGGGGGUUCGCGCUCAGCGUAUGGCUCAUCCGAUGGGCGCGUACCAGUCUUUGAAACUUCCAUCCGAUAUCUCGGUGGCUUGCUCUCUGCGUACGACUUGUCAGGGGACGAGCUGAUGCUGGACAGAGCGGAAGAGCUCGCGCAGCUGCUUUCGCCCGCUUUCGAAACGCAUUCUGGCGUACCCAUCGGUCGUCUGCGGUUCGGCGAGCCUCCUUCUCACAGCGCUGGAAGCAGCGCGAUCCUGGCAGAGGCCGGAUCUAUGCUGCUCGAAUACACCAGACUUUGGCAGGUGACGGGUAACCGAACCUACUUUGACAAGGUGCAGCGAACGACAGAUUGGCUGGACAGGAAUAUGACCAAAGGCGCAGACAGAUUGGGAAGCCUGCUCCCCACUACUCUCUUUCCGGAGUCGAAGAAUUCGUACGGGUCAUAUUCUUUUGGCGGCAUGGCAGAUUCGUAUUACGAGUAUCUGAUCAAGGAGCAUCAGCUGCUCGGUGGGGCUCUGCAAUACGGCAGGAUGUAUGCGGAAACGAUCGACGACGCGAGGAAGCACCUCAUGCGCUCCAUCGGAGCUGUCCCGGCGGCGAGUAGCCUUCUGACGAUCGGUAUCAGUAAUGGGCACAGCUAGUGAGUGUCGAGUUGUUUGCGAUGUUGUAAACGUGAUUGCUUACACACUCUCUAUGAGGCGUUGCAGCACACCAAAGCUGGAGCAUCUGGCUUGCUUCUCCGGCGGGAUGCUUGGUCUCGGCUCCCGACUGCUGGGACGUGAACGCGACUUGGCUAAUGGACGUCGCUUCACAGAGACAUGCUGGUGGUCCUACAAUGCGACCGCGACGGGCAUAGGGCCGGAAGAGCUUGUGUUCUAUAGUGACUCCGAUCCAGAUCGGUUCGAAUUCAUCUGGGAGAAGGAUGGCACGUCUAGACGGGGUAAGCCGAGAGGCAGCCCAAUGGUCGGUGUGCGGCACAUGAGCACCGAUUAUCGCAAUCGACCAGAAGUUAUUGAGAGCGUGCUAUACAUGUGGCGUAUCACUGGCGAUCCGAUCUGGCAGGUGAGUGGCGAAGCCCGACACAGGCCGUAGGCUGUUCCUUGACUACUGACAGCUACUUGUGCGCAAACAAUCAGGAGAGAGGCUGGCAGAUGUUCUCAUCAUGGGUCACGCACUGCAUGACGGACGCCGGAUUCUCUUCGAUCUACAACGUGAAUGCUGUGCCAACGCAGAAGACCGACUCUAUGGAGAGCUUCAUGUUUGCAGAGGUAGCCAAGUGAGUCAGGGUGGGCGCAAUCCGGCGCCAACCUGUGGCUUACGUCACUGUAUGAACAGGUACUACUAUCUGCUUUUCUCUCCGCCUGAUCUCAUAUCACUCGAUGUGAGUUCAAAGCCGUAGCUAUAGCCAUGGACUCGUGCUGAUGAUUCACAAACCGGAUUCCAGGACUACGUGUUCACUACAGAAGCACACCCGCUGCUUCUUCCCAAGCGAGGUUCCUGGGGCGUUCCUGGCAAUGGCCCGCGCAAGCACUGGGACCCAGCAGCGGCGCACGUGCCGACAAAGGAGUCUGGCCUAUACUCGGGGGGCGAAGGUGGUCACGUUGGUGGCCUGACUUUUAAUCAAAAGACCAUUAUCGCCGAGAACUUUCGUAUGCAAGAGGAAGCUGAACAGCGGAAAGCGGAAGCGCUCGCGGCUGCAGCAGCGGCAGACAAUGAUCGUGCCCGCACGCCUCCAGUCGGCAGGGCGCUUGAUUCUGGCAGCGACGCAGCGACAGCUAUCGGCGCAGCUAUUCGGAAGUAUCUGAGCAGUACCGUAAACAGCGCGAUAAGCGCUGCGCCUGGCCUUUCAGGGACAACAACAGAGCAACCGCCGUCAGGCUAUGGACAUGUCAAGCCAAUCGGAAAGGAAGGCAGUGCCAUGUUGGCACUUCUCGAGGGUGAGGAAGGCAAUGUCGAGCGAUGGGCAACGCUUCACGGGUCAAGCCAAGCCCACAAUCCCGCAAAAAUCCUGAUCCCAUCCCCAUCUUUACGCUUGCACGAGCCUCAGCUGGUCGUUGAUGACGAUGGUGCACAGAUCAUUCAAGCUGCAGAACAGAAAGCACACCACGAACCUCACGUGGACAAGCACGGUUUCCCUUGGGGACAUCCAGGAGCGAAGACGUCGGCCGAAGCUGUUAGAUUUGCAGAGCUGAUAGCUAGUGAACGCACUCAGCGAGCCAACCUCGUAAGCGCAAUACGAUCGCUGCAACGACUGUCCAGGACCGCGGCCCACAAGGAGGAGAUUGUGCAGCCGAUACCCGAGGUAGACGACCACGCACAGUGUAAGGUCGGUGAACAGCCGUCGGCCGAUGAGCAAGAGCAGUGGGUGAUUGUGGAUCAGUACGGCGAUCCAUUGCUCGAAGUCGAUCUCUCAGAAGCCUCGCGAGAUAAGCACCCGUCCGCGCCUACUGGAGAGGUAGCCUCGCCGUUGCACGAAGUAGCUGAGCGGGACCCGAUUACCUCCAAGUCAUCCGAGUAA